This is a messenger RNA of Tyto alba (common barn owl), 1358 nucleotides long. RefSeq names its product CMRF35-like molecule 7. Bases 248 to 1090 code for a protein of 280 amino acids. The record is from RefSeq and is a predicted model, not a curated record. Gene Ontology annotation, molecular function: transmembrane signaling receptor activity. The transcript is spliced from 8 exons. NCBI's taxonomy places the organism in Eukaryota, Metazoa, Chordata, Aves, Strigiformes, Tytonidae. Gene Ontology annotation, cellular component: plasma membrane.
UCUGCCUUCAGCAACUGCAACGGAAUUGGGAGCUCUCUGGAAGCCACAGAGCUGCUGGCAAGGGCCAAAAGUACAACUCAGACUGAACGAAUUUGGAAAGGAGAGGUUGGUGCGAGUCUCCCUGGCCCAGAGGAGCAGCUGUGUGUGCUGCCCAGAGCUAGAGAAGCGGGGGAAGCGGAGCAGGGGCAGGAAGUCGAAGAGCUGCUCUGGGAGCAAGGGCUGAGCCUGCAGCCGCCCGGCGAGCAGGAUGGGGGAAAGGCUCCUGAUCUGGACCUGGAUUCUCCUCCCAGGAUGCUGGGCUCUGCGGGGCCCUGCAGAGGUGAGCGGCUUCCCGGGGGGUUCCCUGGACGUGUCCUGCGAGUACGAGCCAGAACUGGUGGGCGCCAAUAAGUACUGGUGUAGGGGCAGCAUCUGGUUUUCCUGCUCCGUCCUUGUUCAGACCACAGCCCCUGGGGAUGAGGUGUGGGGGCACAGGGUGUCCCUGCGAGAUGACCCCACUCAGCACGUGUUCGUGGUAACCAUGGAGAACCUGACAGCGGAGGACAGGGAUCAGUACUGGUGUGGGAUCCAGGCGGCCUGGUAUGACCGCAUGUUCGCUGUCGCGGUGUCUGUGCUCCCAGUGCCUACGACAACACCCUAUGACCUCCACAUGACAUGGCAGGAAGAGGCCACAUCUGCUCCCACCUUCCCAUGGACUCCCCUGGACCUGGAAAACACCAUGUCCAUGCCAAAAGUCAGAAGCCUGCAGGCAGGCACCCUAAACCUGCUUGUACUGGUCCUGACACCCUUCGCUGCGGUGGUGCUAGCUUUGGGCGUCACUAUCUGCCACAAGAUGAGAAGAGCAUCGUCGGAGAAGCGCAGAGCAGCCUGGGCCGCGGAGAGGAAGAGGGACAAGGAUCUCCAGGUCACAGCAAGCCGGGAGCAAGUAGACACUUCCAGUAACAUCUACAUGAACAAGGAGUGGGAGCUCAGCUCGCUCGAGGAUGACUAUGAGAACAGCCCGGGCAAGUGGCAGGACUUUGAAAAGAGGCACAAAGUUUCGGUUUCCAGAGCUCCAAAGCUGCAGCCGAUCUACCUGAACACGCACUGAGCGGCUCGGUGCUCGGCCCCUCGCUGCCAGAAAGCCCCGUGUCUGGGAAUGGCUACCCCUGCAGCUCUCCCAACAUCCAGGGUGUGUUUCCCCACUGCUGCCCGAGCUCUCUCUGCAUCUCCUGUUGAGAUUCCCUUUAUCCUGCAAAAGCAGCCCCCGUCCUCUCUGUGCCACGCGAGACCAGGGAUUGACACACAUGCCACCAGGCCAGCUGCGCUAUUUUUCCCCACUGUGCCAUAAGGUUAUUAAAGAAGAUGAGAUCAGAAGA